CGCGUCUCGACGCGUAUAUAGCUCGGCUCCCCGACGGGUGACUUCUCUCUUUUCCUCAUCGUCCACCCAGCACCUGAAGAUACAGCCAUGAGCGACUUGGGCAGUCCUGUUGCCUUCGAGGUUACGAUCGCGAGCAGUCACCACGCCGUCGUCACCCUCGCCUUUUACUACACCGGCUGGGCGCUCGCGCUCGCGACGUCCGCAAAGCCAGAAAGCAGCGACCUCGUCGAGCAGGUCCCCAUCACCAUGAUGCUCAGCACCAUCUCCCCAGAGCUCGCAUUCCCGCCGCCAAACCCGAAGUCGGGGCGCCAGGUCUUCUGCAUUAAGACGUACUCGGAGAAUGAGGGCAUGCUCGAGCAACUCAUAAGCCUCGGCGUGCUAGCAAAGAUGAACACGAAGGAGCUGCAGAAUGGGCCGCUGGUGGAGGUGUUGAUGAAGGACGCGUGGAUCGCGCACGCGUGCAUGAAGUGCGUGAGGGAUUAUGGGCCGGUGGGACUGGCGAAGCCGUUCGAGUUGCCGGGCGAGCCGCAAAUGCUGCGGUGUUCGAAGUGCAAGGUCGCGCGGUACUGCAGCGCGGAGUGUCAGAAAGAGGACUUGAAGGCGCACAAGCAGACGUGCAAGCUGUGGCGCACCCGCCCUGCCGAGGCGGCGCGUCGGAUGGAGAAUGAGCGUCGGGCGGAGAUGAGCAGGGCAAUGUCGCUGUUCGGAUUCAAGGCGAUGUAGCUUCGAAAUCGUAGUACGCGGCAGUAAAUGGAAGGGACCGCAAAUGCGGGAGAAGGAAUAUGAAGUUUCGUCUGUGUAUAAACUGUUGUAUGUAGCAUGCUUCUUCUGUACUGAUAAGCUCUUGGGGAUUAUCUUGAAGUUCGGUCGG
Molecule: messenger RNA, 871 nt
Organism: Schizophyllum commune H4-8
Lineage: Eukaryota; Fungi; Basidiomycota; Agaricomycetes; Agaricales; Schizophyllaceae
Exons: 2
Coding region: 88-723 (211 amino acids)
Source: RefSeq, a predicted model, not a curated record